This is a messenger RNA of Penicillium malachiteum, 594 nucleotides long. RefSeq lists its product as uncharacterized. The coding region runs from base 1 to 594 and encodes 197 amino acids. The record is from RefSeq and is a predicted model, not a curated record. Lineage: Eukaryota; Fungi; Ascomycota; Eurotiomycetes; Eurotiales; Aspergillaceae. The transcript is spliced from 3 exons.
AUGGCCGCUCCGCUCUCCAAAGAUAUCACCAACUUAGAGGGAACAUGGCACUUGAAUCGUAAGCUUUCCGAUGAUCCUGAUCAAAUGUUCGCACUGCAAGGUGUGCCCUGGAUCACCCGAAAGGCACUCCGUUUUGCCAGUCUGUCGCUGCAGAUAUCGCAGUCUAUCUCAUGCUCCGAUGUGAGUAGUGACAGCGCCACUGAAUCUCCUUCCGAGGACGGCGGCUCUGUCACGACCCUGCAUGUGAGACAGACAGUCACUCCCGGCUCCUUCAAUAGUGAGACCUCGUGUGUAGUGAAUGGUCAGUUCCAGGAUAUGAGUCUUCCUAUCUUCGGAGACAUCAAAAUGAAGCUUCAGUAUGUGAGCACGGAUGAUAUCAAAAAUGAUUUGAUGCGCCAGAGUUUUGAAGACGCCUGUGCUUCCAAGAUGGUCAUUGAUGAAGGCGCUGAGAAUCCUAAGAUGGGCUGGUCUGCUCAUGUUUUGUGGGGAUUCGAAAAUAUUCAUGGAAAGAGAUACUUGACUCGAAAUGUUCGAACUUGGAAGAAUGAUGAGAGUAUUGUUGCUCGCAUGGUCUAUGAUUGUCAUCAGAAAUAG